AAUUAUAUAAUGUUGAUCAGUAGUGCAAAACAGUCUGUUAGACCAAGUACUAAUGAAAGUUCUAAUUUAAACAAUAGAUUAUGCAAAAACUUAUAAUCUAUUACACUAAGUGCAAGAUUCUAAACAGAAUUAUAACAAUUGGAAUAAUAAAAUUAACCAUUUUUAUUCAAUUAAUAACGAUCCACUCUUAAGUAAUUAAUAUUUAAAUAGAAGUUCUGUGGAUUUAAGUAGAUAACUUAGCUCAAAAUAAUCAUCUAGAUCAAGCAUGCCGAAUAUUAGAAAUAAUAGGAAUAAUAAUUUUUCAUCAAAAAGAAAUAGUGAAGGAUUAAUGUUAAGAACAUAUCCUUGUAUAAUAUAUAUGCCUGGACUUAAAUAAGAAGAAUUUAAAGAAGAAACUUCAUCUUAAUAAACUCUUAAAAAAUAAUUUAAAGCUCCUUUACUGAAAAGUCCAAUCAAACACAUUAGUUUUCAAUUUAGAAAUAGAGAUAAAUGUAAUCCACUUUAAAAAAUAAAUUGA
This is a messenger RNA of Paramecium sonneborni, 517 nucleotides long. NCBI's taxonomy places the organism in Eukaryota, Ciliophora, Oligohymenophorea, Peniculida, Parameciidae. The record is from the annotation of a GenBank genome assembly.